This is a messenger RNA of Maniola jurtina (meadow brown), 1496 nucleotides long. RefSeq names its product probable serine hydrolase (gene kraken). NCBI's taxonomy places the organism in Eukaryota, Metazoa, Arthropoda, Insecta, Lepidoptera, Nymphalidae. The record is from RefSeq and is a predicted model, not a curated record. Bases 423 to 1367 code for a protein of 314 amino acids. The transcript is spliced from 2 exons.
AAGCAAAUCAAGAGUCAAGGUCAAAAAUCAAUCAAGAAGCGAAAAUAAUAAAAAAGAUUUAAACACGAAUAACGUAAGCAUUCAGUUGAUUAUAGAGCAUAGGAAGUGUCGUGCAGUUGUGUAGCACUUAUUUAGAUUAAUGUCACUUAAUUACUCGUUGAAUUAUUGAUGCAUUUGUGUGUGCGAACUACGAUUUCAUUGCCUCAGUCAUUUGGAUUUUGCGUUCCAAUUUUAAUGAUAAUCAUUUACCCAUCUAGUUAUUAUUGAUGUUGAAAAAACCUUUAUAAUAUUACGUACCUUAGGACUCUCACAACGUUACACGUGAAUGUGAACUGUGCCUGCAAAGGUCAGUGAUAGUUAAGUUUACAUAACGAAUCAAGUGUCUGCAUUGAAGUACUUUUACUGCAUCAACAUAACGCAGGAUGGCUGAAGUGAAGUUAAAUGGACAUCACAAUGAAGAUCUUCCCGCCGGAGUUCAUGUGGAAGAAAUCGAAAUACCAGUGCCUUGGGGUCACGUAGCAGCCCGCUGGUGGGGUCAGCGCAACAAGCAACCCCUUAUAGCCAUCCACGGGUGGCAAGACAACGCUGGGACUUGGGACAACCUCAUCCCUUUGCUUCCCGCGAACACUUCCGUCCUUUGCCUUGACCUACCCGGACAUGGAUUGUCCUCGCCGUAUCCUAAAGGAAUGCUUUAUUACAUAUUCUGGGACGGGAUAGUCCUUUUGAGGAGGAUAGUGAAGUAUUUUAAGUGGCAGAAAAUUUCUCUAAUGGGACAUUCAUUAGGCGGAGCGUUAAGUUUCAUGUACGCAGCGUCAUUCCCCGACGAUGUAGACAAGAUCAUCUGUAUAGACAUCGCAAGCCCCGCUGUCAGAGUGCCUGGACAUAUGGUGCAAAAUACAGGCAUGAUUAUAGAUAAGAAUCUUGAAUACGAAAACUUAUCGGAAGAUAAGAUACCGUGUUACGAAUACGAGGAAAUGAUUGAUAUAGUGUGCGAUGCGUAUAAAGGUUCAGUUUCUAGAGAAAAUUGUAAGGUUUUGAUGAAACGAGGCAUGGCUCCCACUCCUGCGCAUAUGAAGAAGAAAGGUUAUUACUUCAAACGCGAUCCGAGACUCAAAGUUGCGGGUCUUGCGCAGAUGUCCAUAGAAACGGCUUUAGAAUACGCAAGUAAGGUUACGUGUAAAGUGUUGAAUAUAAGGGCUUUACCUGGGCAGAAAUGGGAAAGGCUAGAUUACUAUUUAGAUGUAGUGGAGAAGUUAAAACAGACCGCGACGGUCACUUACGUAGAGGUGGAAGGAACACAUCACGUCCAGUUGAACGCCCCGGAAAAUAUAGUCAAUAUAAUUGAGGACUUUUUAGAGUUGUAUUAGUCCAUUGAAGGCCGACGCAAACCACAGACUUUGGAUCGUUACUAUACUAGAAUUAGUUUUUGUUUGCGUAUAAUUAUCGUAUAAAAAUCCAAGAAUUUAAUAUAAGUAUAAUGAAACUGUUAUGUAUAC